This is a messenger RNA of Microtus ochrogaster (prairie vole), 2801 nucleotides long. It is a transcript of the gene Dnai2, whose product is annotated as dynein axonemal intermediate chain 2. Gene Ontology annotation, biological process: outer dynein arm assembly; cilium movement. Gene Ontology annotation, molecular function: dynein heavy chain binding; dynein light chain binding. Lineage: Eukaryota; Metazoa; Chordata; Mammalia; Rodentia; Cricetidae. Gene Ontology annotation, cellular component: outer dynein arm. The record is from RefSeq and is a predicted model, not a curated record.
GUGGCUUGGGUGCUUCCCGGGCGCGCUGUGGCAGAAUAAACUGAACCUAGAUCAGGUACUUGAGCUCGGGAGGACGUCCAAGCCUGAAAAGAAACCCGGCGAAAGGAGGGAAGAGUCCCAAAGGGUAAUAAUCACCAACAGCGCAAACCUAGGAGAUUGCUUUUUAGGAGAAUUGUCGGAUGCUGGAAUGAGGACCAGCGCUCCCUAGCGCUCUUCCCGCUGCAUUAAUCCUCGUUGCCCGGAAUAUUCUCCAAGUUCCAGGCCUCUGCAACCCCCAAGUACUUUGCCUUCUGCACCACUACCCUACCAGGCCCUAACCCCGACUGUGUCCCGGAGUAGGCGGGACUUCUUUCGGGCUUUCAGCUGCUGCAGCCGUCACCAUGGAAAUCGUCUACGUGUACGUCAAGAAGCGCAGCGAGUUUGGGAAACAGUGCAACUUCUCAGACCGCCAGGCUGAGCUGAACAUCGACAUCUCGCCCAACCCUGAGCUGGCAGCGCUGUAUGUGGAGCGGAACCCAGUGGACACGGGCAUCCAAUGCUCGGCCAGUAUGUCAGAACACGAGGCCAACACGGAGAGGUUUGAGAUGGAGAGCUGUGGGGUUAAUCACAUCGAGGGGGGCUGGCCCAAGGAUGUGAACCCCCAGGAGCUGGAGCAGACCAUCCGCUUCCGGAAGAAAGUGGAGAAAGACGAGAACUACAUCAAUGCCGUCAUGCAGCUGGGCUCGAUUAUGGAGCAUUGCAUCAAGCAGAACAACGCCAUUGACAUCUACGAGGAGUAUUUUGAUGAUGAGGAGGCUGUGGAGGUGACUGAAGAGGCCCCUUCAGCCAAGACCAUCAACGUCUUCAGGGACCCUCAGGAGAUCAAGCGGACAGCCACACACCUCUCCUGGCACCCCGAUGGCAACAAGAAGCUGGCGGUGGCUUAUUCCUGCUUGAACUUCCAGCGGGCCCCCAUGGGCAUGAGCUAUGACUCCUACGUCUGGGACCUGGAAAACCCCAACAGACCUGAAAUUGCCUUGAAACCAUCUUCUCCUCUCGUCACCCUGGAGUACAACCCUAAGGAUUCCCACGUGCUCCUAGGGGGUUGCUACAAUGGGCAAAUAGCCUGCUGGGACACCCGGAAGGGCAGCCUGGUGGCAGAGCUGUCCACCAUCGAGUUCAGCCACCGAGACCCAGUGUAUGGCACCAUCUGGUUGCAGUCAAAGACAGGCACCGAAUGUUUCUCAGCAUCCACGGAUGGGCAGGUCAUGUGGUGGGACAUCCGCAAGAUCAGCGAGCCCACCGAGGUGGUCAUCAUGGACAUCUCCAGAAAGGAACAGCUGGAGAACGCCCUGGGAGCCAUCUCCUUGGAGUUCGAGUCUACUUUGCCAACCAAGUUCAUGGUGGGCACCGAGCAGGGCAUCGUUAUCUCCUGCAACCGCAAGGCCAAGACAUCAGCCGAGAAGAUCGUUUGUACCUUCUCAGGCCACCACGGCCCCAUCUACGCCCUCCAGAGGAACCCCUUCUACCCAAAGAACUUCCUGACUGUUGGUGACUGGACAGCCCGCAUAUGGUCUGAGGACAGUCGGGAGUCGUCUAUCAUGUGGACCAGGUACCACAUGGCUUACCUCUCUGAUGGAGCCUGGAGCCCCGUGAGACCAGCAGUUUUCUUCACUACCAAGAUGGAUGGGACCCUGGAUAUCUGGGACCUGGUGUUCAAGCAGUGUGACCCUGCCCUCAGCCUGAAGGUGUGUGAUGAGGCCCUCUUCUGCCUCCGGGUCCAGGACACGGGGUGUCUCAUCGCCUGUGGCUCCCAGCUUGGAACGACCACUCUGCUGGAGGUCUCCAGCAGUCUCUCCACCCUGCAGAGGAACGAGAAGAACAUAGCAUCUUCCAUAUUUGAACGUGAGACCCGGCGGGAAAAGAUCCUGGAGGCCAGACACCGUGAGAUGCGGCUGAAGGAGAAAGGCAAGGCAGAGGGCAAGGAUGAUGAGCAGAAGGAUGAGGAGAUGGCCCUGAACCUUGAAGAGCUAGUUGUCAAAGCCGAAGAGGAAUUCUUCGACGUCAUCUUCUCAGAGCUGAGGAGAAAGGAGGUGGAGGCAUUGAAGAAGAAACCGAAGCCUAAAAAGCAAAGUGUGGAGACAGAGGGCGGAGAGGAACUGUUGGAAGAAAAUGUCGAGGAGGAGGAAGCACCCGAAGAAGCUGGUGAAGAGAGAGAGGAGGAGGUGUCCACCUAGGGCAGCAUCUGCCCAAAGCGCUGUCCCUUUGUGUCCCUUGCGAGCCUUCUUCUCGAUACCACCUCCUCUGACAAGGGAAAGCUGAGUUUCUUUCUUUCUUCGACAAUUCUUGAUGGGGACAGAUCAGAGACAGUCACGGCCCCAUACUGGGGCUGAGCCUUGCAUGCACCCCUUUUUAGUGGGGGGAAGGGAUAGGGCUAGCUCCUCAGGCUUCAGCUACCCUGUGGCUCACUCCAGCUCAGGGCACACACAGCCUUCAGUUAGACUAUAGAUAUAGCCCUAGGUUCUGCUUAUCCCAGGUUCCCCAAUUAAGAGUUACUGAUGCCUUUCUCUAGAAGCUUCCAGAGCUCAGCUGAGCUUGCCCCCAUGGUACAGGGGCCCCAAGAGCACCUAUAGAGGAGCAUGUUUUUUUCUCCCUCUCCACCCCCCUUCACCUACUUUCAAAUAGGAACAGAAGUUUUGUCCCCCUUCUCCAGUACCUCUCCAGGUAACCCCAGGGCGUAUCUUGAUACGCAGCCACAUGAAGGUGGUCUAUGAGAAAAUAGGUAGAUGGGCCUGGCUCUCCUUGUACAUUCAUGCUUUUUA